Sphenostylis stenocarpa is the source of this 1566-nucleotide messenger RNA. NCBI's taxonomy places the organism in Eukaryota, Viridiplantae, Streptophyta, Magnoliopsida, Fabales, Fabaceae. The record is from the annotation of a GenBank genome assembly.
AUGAUGUCGUCGGAGGAGGACGUGUUCGUUGGCGCCAUCGACCAGGGUACGAGCAGCAGCAGGUUCAUAAUCUACGAUGGGACGAGUAAGGUAAUCGGGUUGCACCAUGUGGAGUUCACACAGUUCUACCCGGAAGCGGGGUGGGUGGAGCACGACCCGAUGGAGAUCUUGGAGAGUGUCAAGGUGUGCGUGGCCAAGGCCGUCGACAAGGCCACCGCCGAUGGCUUCAACGUCGACAAGGGACUCAAGGCCAUCGGUCUCACCAAUCAGAGAGAAACCACUCUCGUCUGGAGCAAAUCCACUGGUCUCCCUCUCUAUAACGCCAUCGUUUGGAUGGAUGUUCGCACUUCUUCCAUUUGCAGGAGACUGGAAAAGGAUUUAUCCGGUGGUAGAAACCAUUUUGUGGAGAGAAGUGGCUUGCCUAUUAGCUCAUACUUUAGUGCAUUGAAGCUGCUGUGGCUGAUGGAAAAUGUGGAUGAUGUGAAGGAGGCUAUAAAGAAUAAGGAUGCGCUGUUUGGAACUAUAGACACUUGGCUGAUAUGGAAUUUAACUGGUGGGGUGAAGGGGGGAUUGCAUGUUACUGAUGUUUCAAACGCAUCUCGGACAUUGCUAAUGAAUCUAAAAACCCUUGAGUGGGACGAAUCUACCUUACAAACCCUUCAAAUUCCGGCUGAAAUUUUGCCUAAGAUUGUUAGCAAUUCUGAAGUUAUAGGAGAGAUUGGAGCUGGGUGGCCAAUUGCUGGUAUCCCUAUUGCGGGAUGUUUAGGGGAUCAACAUGCGGCAAUGUUAGGACAAGUAUGCCGUAAGGGGGAGGCUAAAAGCACUUAUGGCACAGGUGCUUUCAUACUACUAAAUACUGGUGAAGGGAUAGUUCGGUCGUCACAUGGUCUUCUCUCCACUAUAGCCUUCAAGCUUGGCCCCAAAGCUCCAACAAAUUAUGCAUUGGAAGGGUCAGUUGCUAUUGCUGGAGCUGCAGUGCAGUGGCUUAGAGACAGUCUUGGCAUCAUUUCUAGUGCUUCAGACAUAGAGAAACUGGCAUUAGAGGUUGAAUCCAGUGGUGGGAUUUACUUUGUUCCUGCUUUUAAUGGAUUGUUUGCUCCAUGGUGGCGUGAGGAUGCUCGCGGUGUUAUUGUUGGAAUAACAAGGUUUACAAGCAAGGCUCACAUUGCUCGAGCCGUGCUUGAGAGCAUGUGUUUCCAAGUAAAAGAUGUCUUGGAUUCAAUGCAUAAAGAUUCAGAACAAGAAGAGUCCUUAAAAAAAGAAUUUUUGCUUAGAGUGGAUGGUGGGGCAACUGUUAACAACCUGUUGAUGCAGAUUCAGGCAGAUUUAAUGGGAGGUCCAGUAAUUAGACCUGCUGACAUAGAGACAACAGCCCUUGGAGCAGCCUUUGCUGCAGGAUUGGCUACUGGGGUUUGGAAAGAAGAAGAUGUUUUCAAUACUGGGGCGAAGAUGAAGAAUGCUACAAUUUUCCGUCCCAUGAUGGCUGAGGAAGUAAGGAAAAAGAAAGUUGAAUCUUGGUGCAAAGCUGUUAGUAAAACUUUUGACUUAGCUGAUCUUGCUUUUUGA